Macaca mulatta (Rhesus monkey) is the source of this 2040-nucleotide messenger RNA. RefSeq names its product vacuolar protein sorting 4 homolog B (gene VPS4B). NCBI's taxonomy places the organism in Eukaryota, Metazoa, Chordata, Mammalia, Primates, Cercopithecidae. Gene Ontology annotation, molecular function: ATP binding; ATP hydrolysis activity. The record is from RefSeq and is marked provisional. Gene Ontology annotation, biological process: endosomal transport; vacuole organization.
CCAGUUUGGGGGCUGUUACCCCGGGCGCGGUUGGACGUCGCUGCCGUUGGCUCUUCUCGCCCCUCGUUCCCCUUGGGAACCGCCUGGGAACUCCGCCAUGUCAUCCACUUCGCCCAACCUCCAGAAAGCGAUAGAUCUGGCUAGCAAAGCAUCGCAAGAAGACAAGGCUGGGAACUACGAAGAAGCCCUUCAGCUCUAUCAGCAUGCUGUGCAGUAUUUUCUUCAUGUCGUGAAAUAUGAAGCACAGGGUGAUAAAGCCAAGCAAAGUAUCAGGGCAAAGUGUACAGAAUAUCUUGAUAGAGCAGAAAAACUAAAGGAGUACCUGAAAAAUAAAGAGAAAAAAGCACAGAAGCCAGUGAAAGAAGGACAGCCGAGUCCAGCAGAUGAGAAGGGGAAUGACAGUGAUGGGGAAGGAGAAUCUGAUGAUCCUGAAAAAAAGAAACUACAGAAUCAACUUCAAGGUGCCAUUGUUAUAGAACGACCAAAUGUGAAAUGGAGUGACGUUGCUGGACUUGAAGGAGCCAAAGAAGCACUGAAAGAGGCUGUGAUACUGCCUAUUAAAUUUCCUCAUCUUUUUACAGGCAAGAGAACACCUUGGAGGGGAAUCCUAUUAUUUGGGCCGCCUGGAACAGGAAAGUCCUACUUAGCCAAAGCUGUAGCAACAGAAGCCAACAACUCAACAUUUUUUUCAAUAUCUUCCUCUGAUCUUGUUUCUAAGUGGCUAGGUGAAAGCGAAAAACUGGUUAAGAAUUUAUUCCAACUUGCCAGAGAGAACAAGCCCUCCAUUAUCUUCAUUGAUGAAAUUGAUUCUCUAUGUGGUUCAAGAAGUGAAAACGAAAGUGAAGCCGCACGUAGAAUUAAGACGGAGUUCCUAGUGCAAAUGCAAGGGGUUGGUGUAGACAAUGAUGGAAUUUUGGUUCUGGGAGCUACAAAUAUACCCUGGGUUCUGGAUUCUGCCAUUAGGCGAAGAUUUGAGAAACGAAUUUAUAUUCCUUUGCCGGAACCCCAUGCCCGAGCAGCAAUGUUUAAACUGCACCUGGGGACCACUCAGAACAGUCUCACGGAAGCAGACUUUCGGGAACUUGGGAAGAAGACAGAUGGUUAUUCAGGGGCAGAUAUAAGUAUCAUUGUACGUGAUGCACUUAUGCAGCCUGUUAGGAAAGUACAGUCAGCUACUCAUUUUAAAAAGGUUCGCGGACCUUCCCGAGCUGAUCCUAACCAUCUUGUAGAUGAUCUGCUAACACCUUGCUCUCCAGGUGACCCUGGUGCCAUUGAAAUGACAUGGAUGGAUGUCCCUGGAGAUAAACUUUUGGAGCCAGUUGUUUCCAUGUCGGAUAUGUUGCGGUCACUAUCUAACACAAAACCUACAGUCAAUGAACAUGACUUGUUGAAAUUAAAGAAGUUUACAGAAGAUUUUGGUCAAGAAGGCUAAACCAAAGACAAGGAAGAUGCUUACCCAUAUGUAUUCUUUCUUUCAUAGAUAUUUUUGUCUAUUUUGGAUCGCAUUGAUUGUUUCCAGUAAAACACUUUUACCACAGGGAAAUACACAUCUCACUUCAGAAUUCCAUUAGGUUUUAUAUUGUACUUUUCCUCCAUUACUUAUUAAAUACUCCUAUUAACAAAAUGUACAAAACAACAGGUUAUGAGGAAAUGAGCGAUAUAUGAAUGGCAAAAAAUAGAAAUUACCCAGUAGAAAGGAUGUCAGAAAUUGAUUGACAUACAAAUAUUUAAAAUUUUUAUGAAUAGUGGUCUUUGCAAAGAGCAUUUAUCUUUUUUUUUUACUAAAAUGAUAUAGGGUUUAUUUUAUAUUUUCAAAAAAAUUGUUAAACAUUCUUAUCAAUGUAAAAUUUACGUUAUUAAAAAAUUACAAAUGAUAGAAUCUUUACUCUCAGGGAUGGGCAAUAAAACAGCAAAGAGCAUUGUGAUUGGGUUUGAAAGAUUGUGAAUUAUAGACAGUGCUCUUACUGGUUUUUAAUAAGUUGAUAUUUUUUUCUGUGUAGAUUUAAAUAAUUUCUUUAAAAUAAGUAAGCUUUGACUGGG